Molecule: messenger RNA, 1775 nt
Organism: Emericellopsis atlantica
Lineage: Eukaryota; Fungi; Ascomycota; Sordariomycetes; Hypocreales; Bionectriaceae
Exons: 1
Coding region: 487-1701 (404 amino acids)
Source: RefSeq, a predicted model, not a curated record
GAAAAAUUCAAGACUUUGGAAUGAGAAUCUUUCCAGCCUGUGACGGACCAACCCGUGGUAUUUCUCAUUUGGCUUUUCGAGACUUGAGGGCAAGCUCUGCGCAAUCAUCAACCCGAUUACCAGUCUUGACAUUGGUACUCCGUACGCACGGCUGGCUCGACAUAUUGUCAACAUGCUGCAAGCUGACCAACGGAUACUACGUCGGCAAUCGCCGUCUGGCCUUGACAGUUGACACCGGGAGCCUUUCCAUAAUUAGCGUCUCCCCUUUCGUGUUCUCACCUGGUGGGCUGCAUCUACUUCGUAUCGCGCUUAGGAUUAGGGGGCUUACUCUCGACAAACAAUUCCUCCCCGACCGGUGUUGUCUGCAUACUUUCCUCUCUCCAUUAAUUUUCAAGCGACAAGCGAGAGCGAUAACUUCUUUAUUCUUGUAUUUCUGUUUCCCCUUUCUUUUCUUGUAUCACUCAUCCUUGCCCACACUCCGCCGUCAUGAUACCGGAUUCCAGCAAUGUGCGGAAAGCUGGGACAUCGCGGUUGUUCGUGGCAUGGAGCCAUAUUUCCACCAAAGCGAUCAUUUUGUCAUUCGCUAUUUUCAUUCUGACAUUAAAUCUCCUCUUUUUUGCAUCCUCAGUGGCAGACACACAUAGUAUAUCGCCGCGCCCUCCAGCAACAGAUGCUCCAGCAUCAAACUCUCCGGCAUCAGUGACCUGCGACACUCCCGCGACGACUGAACAUAGAUACAUUCCCAACCACGUCCACUUUGUGUUCGUUCUCUCAGACCCCGAAAAAGACUUUUCGUUCCAAUUCAAACACUUCCUCUCCAUGUACGCCGCAUGGUACUACUGGAAGCCAGACGUCAUCUACCUCCACACCAAUGCCGACGAACAGGGGCAGGCGAUAACACGAGCACGCGAGGGACAGUCUGGGAAGUGGAACAAGCUCAUUUUCAACAUGUUCGAUAAUCUCCGUAUCAACACCGUCGAGGCACCAACGCAUACGAACACCGGCAAGGAAAUCCAAGGCAUGGAGCAUAGGUCCGAUUUCGUACGAGUGAAACAAGUGCAUGAGCUUGGUGGGGUGUACAUUGACUUCGACGUCCACGCGCUGCGAGACAUACGCAUCCUCCGAGAAAGCGGGUUCAAAGCGAUUGCUGGCAGGCAGCUAGGCGGCCAGAUCAACAGUGGGAUUUUCAUGUCCGUCAAAGGGGGGAAGAUGGUCGAGCGAUGGAUGCACGGGAUGCACACUGCCUACACAGGAGGCUGGACGACGCACAGCAACGAGGUGAUCACGAAAUUUGGACAGCGUCUCGUCCGCGAGCCAGGAGAGAUGCUCAUCAUGGAGCGCGACGCCUUUGCACCUGGCAGCUGGGAAAAUGACGAUACGGACAAGCUCUUUGCGCCACACGACGAUGUGCUAUCCAAUUUCGCCAACGCGACUGAUACUAGCCCGCUGCCGACGUACGACGAAGCGUUUGACGAGCGGUGGGAGACGCCUGGAGACUUUCCCGACUGGGCCCGAGACUGGUCGUCUACGUAUCUCUUGCAUGCUUUUACGGCGGCUCGUUGGGGUCAUAAAGUCCCCAAUUUCGAAAAGAUCACACCACUAUAUGUGUUGGAGAGGAGGAGCAACUUUGCGCGGGCUGUCUAUCCUGUUGUGCGGCAGAUGCAUGAGGAUGGUCUAUUUGAUGUAGAUGAUUUAUCUUGAGGUGCAUAGGAAAGAUUCUUCGUAUCUCGAGUUCGUAAUACAAUAUCAGUAAUAAUUGGACAAACGCCUCGCUG